Messenger RNA from Tetranychus urticae (two-spotted spider mite), 1621 nucleotides. RefSeq names its product putative cytochrome P450 4ac1. The record is from RefSeq and is a predicted model, not a curated record. NCBI's taxonomy places the organism in Eukaryota, Metazoa, Arthropoda, Arachnida, Trombidiformes, Tetranychidae. Gene Ontology annotation, molecular function: monooxygenase activity; heme binding; oxidoreductase activity, acting on paired donors, with incorporation or reduction of molecular oxygen.
GUUUUGAAAGAAAUGAAAUGUCGGUUCAACUUAACGGAACAAUCGAUUUUAAUUUUAAAUUUUCAACAAAAUCAAAUAUUUGAUUGUUUCAUAAUAAUUUCAUGUGAUAAUAUGGGAAUUGAAGAGGCGUUGAAACCAGCGAAAUGAUUAUUACCUGUUUUAUAUGGAUAAACCUUGUCUUACAAUUUAAAACAAUUAGAUAACUAAUUUCAACUGAAUUACUCUUUGAUCUCAUCAAAUUAUUUAUUGCUUUAUUUUCAUUUGCAUGUGGGAUGUAUUUUUAUUCAACUGUGAACCGUUAAUUGAUUGGUGUAAAUAUUGCAUGACAAUCAAUUGGAUUCAACAAAUCCAGCCUAAAUCAACUUAAUAGUCAAAAUGAAUGAAACUUUAACCAAUAUGUUAACCCAAAAUGUCACCCAUUCUACAUCAAAUGAUACUUCUAAUUUACCCUUAAUUGUAUCAGUGACCAACUCAUGGGAACAUUUUCUUAAACCAAUCUACUCAACAGUUAACUUUAACAAUUUGAUAACUUCACUAGUUGUUACUUUGAUCGGUUAUUUAUUGAUCAAAUUGAUUCCCUUCAUUCGUAUGUUAAUCGUCUUGAAAAGACUACCUCAAAAACCUGGUAAUUGGUUAAUGGGACAUUUAGGUGAUUUACUUCCACCUCCAUUUACUUCUAACAAUCAAUUUGGACAAGGGUUGAAAAGCUGUGUCGAUAAAAUGGAAAGGUUUCUUCAUGGAAAUGGUUUGAUGGUCUUUUGGGUCUCCUGGUUUCCUAUUGUCAUUAUAACAGAUCACAGUAUUUUGCUGAAACUGGCACCGGCAACAAUAGAGAAGGGACCUGGUCCUGAUGUAGCUCGAAGCUUUUUUGGUGAUGGCUUAGUUAUACAAAAUUCAACCAAAUGGAAAGGUCGACGAAAGCUGCUAGCUCCAGGUUAUCAUCAUGCUGCACUGGCUAACUAUCUUCCAACUAUAUCCAAAGUCGCUCAUAAUCGAGUAAAUAUUUUAGUGAACAAGAAUAUAAUUGAUGAACCAGUUGACACAAGAAAGUUCACUCAAGAAACGGGAAUGGAUAUGACAUGUGAAAUUACAUUGGGAAUAGAGAGUGGAACUAAGGGUUCGCCUGGUUGGUCAUACCGAAAAGCCAUAGACGUUGCUCUUGAGAUGAUGUUGAUUAAAGCAGUAAAUCCACUUUAUUGGUUCGACUUUAUAUUUAGGUUCACUAUUGAUGGUAAAAGAUCAAAACAAGCAGCUGAAUACAUCCGAUCGUUUCCUACUUCAUUGAUAAAUGUCAAGAAAACAACUAAUCGAGUGAAUAUAAUUGGCGAGCCAGUUUAUAACCUAAAAGUUCGGUUCAGUUUACUUGAUUGUCUAAUUGAUUUACAUUUAUUAAGUCAGUCAGGCAAGAGUAAUUUCGAGUUUACUGUUAUGGAUGUUCUUGAAGAGACAAAUAGUGCGCUCUUUGCAGGAAAUGAGACUACUGCUGGUUCUAUGGCAUGGACUAUGUUCAAUCUUGCCGCUAAUCCUGAUAUUCAGGAUAAAGUUUAUCAAGAAUUAGUUGAGAAUGGUUUCACUGCAAGGAAUUUAUUGAUUAUUUACUAGAUGAUACAUGUUAUCAAGA